Molecule: messenger RNA, 603 nt
Organism: Physella acuta
Lineage: Eukaryota; Metazoa; Mollusca; Gastropoda; Physidae
Product: tetraspanin-18
Cellular component (GO): membrane
Source: RefSeq, a predicted model, not a curated record
GCGCAGACUGCGACGCACCGUAUUAGUUUAGUAGCGACGCACUGACUUCCGGUUUUUCCAUAAGGACACAAUGGCGAAUGUAAUUUAUAAUAACAAAUAACAUCACGUAAGACCUAGACACCGCCAUUCACCAUCUUGUUUUAGAAGUCAAUGAGGAUAAGAUCCGCCCCAAUGCUUCGUACAUUGGUCUCUCAGUUCUAGCUGCCUUCCCUAGUGUUCUACCCAAUUCUUGGAUAACUUGCGUCCUGGCGCCAAUAAAUUGGCAAAAUGCGGCUCGCCUAUAUUUUGGUCAUCUCGAUGGCUAUAUCAUUGAUAUGGGGGUUGUUAGUUUUUGCGAUGGGGAUCUUGGUCCGCUUCAUGUUUGGCUCCCUGAUCAACGAGUACAUCGGCGACGCCGCGAGCAAGGACGACCUCCCCGGGGCCAUCAGCACCGAGGGUCAGAACAUCAUGCCCAUAACCCAGGCCGUACCCGAUAGUGUGGACAUCGGCGAGUGGGCCAUCAAACUUGGAUCAUUGGCCGUGGCGUGUGGCGCCCUCAUCGUGAUCUUCUCCAUCACUGGAUUUAUCGGGGCGCUCAAGUACAUCAAAGUUCUGCUGGCCGUG